AACAAUAUAAGCCAGACUAAUAAUACUCAGAGCACAUUCGCACCUACCCCUUUCCUUCUCCUCUGCAUUCAACUUCAACCAUGUCCUCCUCUGCGACAAUAACUCUCCCUUCCAUCUCCAUCCCUAAACCAUCCAUCCUCCCCAAAGCCCGAAUGGCUCUUUCCAUGUCUGCCAGAAAAGCCUUCAAACAAGUCGGAAUAGGCUUGGCUUCUACAGCCGCGACUGCCCUACUGACCACCAACGCUCUCGCCAUUGAUGUCCUCUUGGGCGCAAGCGAUGGCUCCUUAGUCUUCGUUCCAAAUGAGUUUUCGGUGAACGCUGGAGAGCAGAUUGUGUUCAGAAACAAUGCCGGGUUUCCUCACAAUGUGGUUUUUGACGAGGAAGAGGUUCCUCCAGGUGUUGUCGCUUCUACCAUCUCUAUGAAUGAGGAGGAUCUGCUCAACGCGCCUGGAGAGACUUAUUCGGUCGCUCUGACUGCCAAAGGGACUUACACUUUUUAUUGUUCUCCGCAUCAGGGAGCUGGGAUGGUGGGAAAAGUUACCGUUAAUUGAUUUUGUUAUGGUGAUUCAGAGCUUUUUUGUUUUUAGGGUUUA
Messenger RNA from Dendrobium catenatum, 593 nucleotides. RefSeq names its product plastocyanin-like. Gene Ontology annotation, molecular function: copper ion binding. Bases 81 to 551 code for a protein of 156 amino acids. The transcript has a single exon. Gene Ontology annotation, cellular component: chloroplast thylakoid lumen. The record is from RefSeq and is a predicted model, not a curated record. Lineage: Eukaryota; Viridiplantae; Streptophyta; Magnoliopsida; Asparagales; Orchidaceae.